GACCACGUGGGCUCAGCUUUCCCUUCGGUCGACCUUGGAGGUCCACGGCCGGGGGUCAUGGCGGGCCCUUUGCAGGGAGGUCGUGUAAGGGCACUGGACCUGCUGCGAGCCCUGCCGCGAGUUAGCCUGGCCAACUUAAAGCCGAAUCCCGGCUCCAGGAAACCGGAGAGAAGACCAAGAGGUCGGAGAAGAGGUAGAAAGUGUGGCAGAGGCCAUAAAGGAGAAAGGCAGAGAGGAACCCGGCCUCGACUGGGCUUUGAGGGAGGCCAGACUCCAUUUUAUAUCCGAAUCCCGAAGUACGGGUUUAAUGAAGGACAUAGCUUCAGGCACCAGUAUCAGCCCCUGAGUCUCAAUAGACUGCAGUAUCUUAUUGACUUGGGUCGAGUUGAUCCUACUCAACCUAUUGACUUAACCCAGCUUGUCAAUGGCAGAGGUGUGACCAUCCAGCCACUUAAAAGGGAUUAUGGUGUCCAGCUGGUAGAGGAGGGUGCUGAUGUCUUCACGGCUAAAGUUAAUAUUGAAGUGCAGUUGGCUUCAGAACUUGCCAUUGCUGCAAUUGAGAAAAAUGGCGGCGUUGUCACUACAGCAUUCUAUGAUCCCAGAAGUCUGGAAAUUUUGUGCAAACCUGUCUCAUUCUUUUUGCGUGGAAAACCCAUUCCAAAACGAAUGCUUCCGCCCGAAGCACUGGUACCAUAUUAUACUGAUGCAAGGAAUCGUGGUUACCUGGCGGAUCCUGCCAAAUUUCCUGAAGCAAGACUUGAACUUGCCAGGAAGUAUGGUUAUAUUUUACCUGAUAUCACGAAAGAUGAACUCUUCAAAAUGCUCAGUGCUCGAAAAGAUCCACGGCAGAUCUUCUUUGGUCUUGCUCCAGGCUGGGUGGUGAAUAUGGCUGACAAGAAAAUACUGAAGCCCACAGAUGAGGAUCUCAUCAAGUAUUACAGCUCAUGAGCGCCCCCAAGAGAGCGGUGUUGUCAGAAUGCUGGAAAGGGACAGAUGCAUAUGUAUUUCUCAUGGACUUCUCUAAUGUCUAAUUCUCCAGAUGUUCACAUUGGUUUUCAGUGUAAUCAUUGUCUCUUGUUUUUAUCUAAAAUAAAAAUAAAAAUGCAAUAAGUAAGAAA
This is a messenger RNA of Trichechus manatus latirostris (Florida manatee), 1118 nucleotides long. RefSeq names its product mitochondrial ribosomal protein L15 (gene MRPL15). The record is from RefSeq and is a predicted model, not a curated record. Gene Ontology annotation, molecular function: structural constituent of ribosome. Gene Ontology annotation, cellular component: mitochondrial large ribosomal subunit. Gene Ontology annotation, biological process: translation. The coding region runs from base 58 to 948 and encodes 296 amino acids. Lineage: Eukaryota; Metazoa; Chordata; Mammalia; Sirenia; Trichechidae. The transcript is spliced from 5 exons.